Molecule: messenger RNA, 4566 nt
Organism: Papaver somniferum (opium poppy)
Lineage: Eukaryota; Viridiplantae; Streptophyta; Magnoliopsida; Ranunculales; Papaveraceae
Product: MDIS1-interacting receptor like kinase 2-like
Exons: 2
Coding region: 1088-4477 (1129 amino acids)
Biological process (GO): protein phosphorylation; hormone-mediated signaling pathway
Cellular component (GO): plasma membrane
Molecular function (GO): protein binding; ATP binding; protein kinase activity
Source: RefSeq, a predicted model, not a curated record
GACUGCUCCUUUCCUCAGAUUAAGAUUGAAAGUGAUUGCCUGCAAUUGCUUAAUCUACUUUAAAAGUCUAUGGCAGUCCCCUGGAGAACAGGGAACCUAUUAAGAAACAUCUUUGCAAAUCUGUAGCCCUCUCAAAACUUUUCAAUUUCACACACUGCUACAGAAGCAAACAAAUGCUUCCAUGUUCUCCGCAAGUUAUGCUUGCAACUAUCUUACCAUCUUUCCCCCCUCCUCUUAUCUUUGGUCUCUGACCUCAGAUUCUGUUUCUGUUUAGUUCUGGUUGGCCAGCAAAAUGAAAAGGAAAAACUGAGUAUACAAAAGAAACUAACUGUACUGACAGAAGUGAAUAUUUGAAACAGUGCUUAUCCAAGAUAUAGGAAGACUACGCUCUCUUACGAGCUUUAGUUUAUCUACAAACGGACUCACUGGUUCGAUCCCUGCUUCUGUGGGUAAAUUGAGAAAUUUAGACAUUUUUUAUAUCUUCUUGCAAAUGAAUCAACUGGUUCAUUACCAAUAGGAAUCAACAAUCUUACACAUUUGAAACUGAUGUUUUUGAAUGAAAAAAAAAAAUCUGGUUAUUUUACCUCAAAAUUUUUGUCAAAGUGGAAAACUUGAACAAUUUGUGGCAUUUCAUAACCAUUCCACUGGUUCUGUACCAAGAAGCCUUAGAGAUUGCACCAGCCUUAUACAUCUCGAGCCUUCAUUUAAUGAACUGAUAGAUAAUCUAACAGUGGCAUUUAACUUGCAUCAACAUCUGAAUAGGAUUGGUCUGAUGGUCAAUAUGUUGUCUUUUGAACUCUCAACUUUCAAAAGACUGGGGACAAGCUUAUCUUUUGCAGCAACAUAAAUUGCUUAUUAUAUUUGGUGUGGCCUACGGAUACUAAUGACCUGCAGCUUAUUUUCUUCAGAAUGCAAUAACUGAGAAGAGAAUUCAAUAUUUUUCUUUGGUUCAUUAAUUUCAUUGUUUUUGUGGUGCAGGUUGGACUCAGUACAAAUGGAGCACACAGUCAGUAGAUUAUAACCCGGUCAUGUAUAUGUUAUCAUCACUCAGAAAACUAAAAUUGUUCAUCAUCUGUUAUUUGCAAAAAUGUUACAACAAGUAAACGUUGCCAUUGCUGCUCUGUUAGUUCUGGCAUUACUGUUGGUUUCAUCUUCGAAUGCAUCUGUCUUUGCUUCUCGUUCUUUUGUUUCUUUAACUUACAAUAUACAACUAGUUGAAGAAGAAGUAGAUGCUCUUUUGAAAUGGAAAUCAUCACUUAUUAACCAAAAUCAUUCUCUUCUCUCUUCUUGGAAGGUGAAUUCUACUGCGAGUACAACGAGUCCAUGCAAGUGGUAUGGAAUCAAUUGUAACAGAGAGGGAAGCGUCGAUGAAGUGAAUAUAGCUGGUUUGGGUUUACAAGGUACGCUCCAUAAAUUCAAUUUCUCAUCUUUCUCCAACUUUGUUAGUCUUGACUUGAGCAGCAAUGAACUCUUCGGAACCAUUCCAUCCCGAAUCAGUAUUCUUUCAAAACUCACCCACCUUGAUCUUUCCUUCAAUAAACUUUCUGGACAUAUUCCACCAGAAAUAGCAUCUCUCACAAGUCUGCUGUAUUUAGACCUUUCUCAAAAUCAAAUUAGUGGAUCCAUCCCUCGCGAAAUUGGCAAUUUAUAUUCUCUCACUGAUGCAAGGUUCUACAUAAAUAAUCUGAGUGGUCCGAUGCCUUCUUCUAUCUGCAAUCUGACUAACUUGACCAGUAUAUCAUUUUAUGAAAAUCAAAUCUCGGGUGUCAUUCCUCGAGAUAUCGGAAGGUUAAGUUCUCUUACCUUCUUAGAAUUGUCCACCAACAGUCUUAGUGGUUCAAUCCCUGCUUCUUUAACCAAUCUAACUAGUCUGGACACUCUUUACCUAUAUAAUAAUCAACUUUCUGGAAUCAUUCCUCGAGAUAUAGGAAGGCUACGGUCUCUUAUAGGCUCUGAUAUGUCUACAAACAAUCUCAGUGGUUCACUUCCCGCUUCAUUAACCAAUUUGAUUAGACUAGACGAUCUUUCCCUUAACCAAAAUCAACUUUCUGGUAUCAUUCCUCGAGAUAUAGGAAGGCUACGCUUUCUUACCACCUUUGAUUUGUCCAGAAACAAUAUCAAUGGUUCAAUCCCUACUUCUAUAUGCCGCUUGGCCAGCCUCGCAUGGUUAUCAGUUUAUGGAAAUCAACUGACUGGCACCAUCCCUCGAGAUAUUGGAAGGUUAAGGUCUCUUACCAUCUUACAGUUGUUCCAAAACCAACUUACUGGUUCAAUCCCUGCUUCGGUGGGUAAUUUGAGAAAUUUGACUCGUCUGUCUCUUUUUCAAAAUCAAUUAACUGGUUCACUACCAAUAAAAAUCAACAAUCUGACACAGUUGAAAGUAUUGGAUUUUGCUGAGAAUAAGCUUUCUGGUUAUUUACCUCAACAUGUAUGUCAAAGCGGAGUGCUGCAAGAAUUUUUGGCAGGUUAUAACUACUUCACGGGUUCCAUACCAAGAAGUCUUAGAAAUUGCACUAGUUUAAGAGUACUCGGAGUUGAAAACAAUAAUCUGUUAGAUAAUAUAACCGAGGCGUUUCACGUGUAUCCACAUCUAUUUAGAUUAAAUGUGGCUUUCAAUAUGUUCUAUGGUGAACUCUCAAAAAACUGGGGGGAUUGUCAGAAUUUAACAGCCAUAUCUUUCACAUGGAACAAUAUCAGUGGCAAAAUACCAUCUGAAAUUGGAAAGUUGAAGAGUUUAAGUGCACUAUAUCUUACUUCCAAUAAUUUAGUAGGGGAAAUUCCUGAGGAGUUGUUCAAAUUGUCUUCAUUGAUCUAUUUGAGUGUGUGUAAUAACCAACUCUCAGGUAAGUUGUCUUCUGCGGUUGGAAUGUUAUCCAGCCUGCAAGAUCUCGACUUAUCGAGAAAUAUGUUCAGUGGACCAAUACCCAAACAAUUAGGAGAGUGUUCAAAGUUACUAUCUUUGAAUUUGAACUCAAACAAUUUCAAUGGAAAUAUCCCACCCCAGAUAGGAAACUUGGAUUCAUUACAGAUUUUGUUAGAUCUUAGUUACAAUGAGCUGAGUGGAGAGUUACCGUCAGCUCUCGGAAAAUUAAGCAAACUGAUAAAUCUCAAUGUAUCUCAUAACAAGCUUUUUGGCUCAAUUCCAUCUUCAUUUGAUCAAAUGCUUAGCUUGACCACUGUCAAUAUUUCCUACAAUCAACUGAAUGGUCCUCUUCCAAACAUCAAGGCCUUUAAGGAUGCUUCCAUUGAUGCUUUCAAGAACAACAAAGGGUUAUGUAGUAACAACUUUAGAGGUUUAAAACCUUGUAAUUCUCCAGUUGUUAUUGGGAAAAAAGAGCCCAAGCAUAAUAAACUCGUGCUAAUAAUCCUGCUUCCUUUGUUUGGUUCGCUGUUUCUUUUAUUCAUACUCCUCGCCAUUCUGUUUCGCCUUCGACAAAUAUCAGUAAGAAAUAUGGCACUUGGAAAUCAACCUGGAGUUACCAAUACCGGAAGAAAUUUGUUUUCAAUUUGUAAUUAUGAUGGGAGAAUAGUGUUCGAAGACAUAAUUGAAGCAACUGAGGAUUUUAAUGCUAAAUACUGCAUUGGAACAGGAGGAUAUGGGAGUGUUUACAAAGCAGGGCUGUCAACAGGUCAGGUUGUUGCUGUGAAGAAACUUCACGUGUCAGGUGAAGAUUCCGAGAUAUUCGAUAUCAAGUCAUUUGAAAGUGAAAUUCACGCACUGACAGAAAUCCGACACCGGAACAUCGUGAAACUUUUCGGUUUCUGCUGUAAUCUUGAAAGGAAAAUCUCAUUUUUGGUUUAUGAGUUCGUAGAGAGGGGAAGUUUGAAAAAUGUUUUAUGCGACGGGGAACAAGCAGUGGGGUUCGACUGGAUAAAGAGGUUAAGAUUCAUAAGGGGAACAGCUAAUGCACUUGCUUACAUGCACCACGAUUGCGUUCCAGCAAUAGUUCACAGGGACAUAUCUAGCAACAAUAUUUUGUUGGAUUCUGAAUAUGAAGCUCAUGUUUCUGAUUUUGGUACAGCGAGAAUUUUGAAGCCAGAUUCAUCCAACUGGACUUCACUUGCAGGAACUUACGGAUAUGUGGCUCCAGAGCUUGCAUUUACAUUGAAGGUCACCGAGAAGUGCGAUGUUUAUAGCUUUGGGGUGAUCAUAUUAGAAGUACUAAUGGGAAGGCAUCCAUCUGAAAUCAUCAAAUUACUCUCCCAGAUACUUCAUUCGUCUUUGUCUUCGAGUAACGUGGGGCAAAACAUAAGGUUGGGAGAUAUCUUAGACCAACGCAUUGGAGCACCGCCUGCUGCUGUUCAGAAUGAAAUAAUGUGUACUGUGAAAGUUGGAUUUUCAUGUUUGCAUGCUAAUCCCCUUACUCGGCCAACUAUGGAAGAAGUAUCAGCGGAGCUAUCACGGUCAGCGCAGAACAACACAUCUUUGCCCAAGUCCUUUGAAACUAUUACUUUAGCGUACCUACUCAUGUUGUAAUAAGGAUUCGUUUUGUGUCGCACUAGUACAGUGAUAUAUUUUGAGCUACAACUUCGAUUGUUCUAUUUGUUGUGUAUGUGAAGGAAGAA